Molecule: messenger RNA, 1068 nt
Organism: Porites lobata
Lineage: Eukaryota; Metazoa; Cnidaria; Anthozoa; Scleractinia; Poritidae
Source: the annotation of a GenBank genome assembly
UGUUCGAAGACUAAAUUUAUCUUUGAUUCUCAAUGGCCUCUGACUUGUUUUUUAGCGAUAGCUUUUUUGGGUUUCUGGCUGCCAGUGAAGAGGAAGUCGAUAUGGCCGCUUACGUUUGUCCCUGUGUUUCUCCUGCUGUUCGGAGUUGGAGCACAUUUGUAUUUCACGCUGACCCAAGACCAUCGAAACUAUCACAUAGGAUCAAAGAUGCUUCUUUCAUCGCUGUGGAUAAGUGGUUUCGUGUCGUACGUCCUAGCUCUUUAUUACUUUAGAUACCAAUCGCAAGAGUGGAUGAGGGAUUUACGCGGACGCCAAAACCGCGCUAUCAAUGUAGCUCUCUUCACUGGGUUUUUCCUAGUAUCAUGGAUUCUCUUUGGCGAUGCCUAUUAUCAGGUCAUUUUUGAUUUGGUCAACAUAAAAGCAACUAUUUUGGAGGAUUGCCGACACCCACUAGCAUGCAAUGCAGUUUUCUAUACCUUGGCGUCUUCCAUAUACUGGGGCAUGUAUUCGUCCGUUGCUGUUUGCUCUGUUUUCUUCUCCUUAUGCCUUGUCAUGGCAAAUGACAUCGAUAAAGGGUACAGACGGAUAUCUACAUGCACUGGGACUAUCACUGAUACAUUGGUAAUACACCAAGAAUUGCGACAGCAAAUAGCAGAACGGGUCAAUACGAUACGUAUUUGGUUUCUCAUCCACAUGUUAUUCUAUGUUGUAGUUUUAUUAGCGAACAUUUUUGAGUGGUUGGAGGCUGCGCGACAGCUUCACUUUGUCUACGAAUACAUGGCUCAGAUUUGCGGUACCCUAGUUGUGCUCUACAAGUUUUUCUUCCCGUUUCUUUCUGCGAGUUACGUGACCUGGCACGAAUCAACCCUUGUGCAAGACUUGAAUGACAGACUCGAUUUCUUGCCGGGCGAAACUUUCCAUUCCCGACUUGAUCUAGAAUUGUUUCUUCAACAAAGUAGGAGACGUGGCUACGGAUUUCGUCUUUUCAAGAUUCAAAUAACCUUGACUAUUGCUAUCUUCUCCUUGCUUGGUUCAGUUUUUGGGCUGAUACAUAAUUUUAGAAGUUAA